Messenger RNA from Solenopsis invicta (red fire ant), 2599 nucleotides. RefSeq names its product medium-chain acyl-CoA ligase ACSF2, mitochondrial (gene Acsf2). Gene Ontology annotation, molecular function: medium-chain fatty acid-CoA ligase activity. The coding region runs from base 593 to 2428 and encodes 611 amino acids. Gene Ontology annotation, biological process: fatty acid metabolic process. The record is from RefSeq and is a predicted model, not a curated record. The transcript is spliced from 9 exons. Lineage: Eukaryota; Metazoa; Arthropoda; Insecta; Hymenoptera; Formicidae.
GUUCUCUACUCAUACAAAUGACGUGGCAUUUGUUGCGGACUGAAAACUAGUUAGAACCACUUAACGAGAUAUCAAUAAGCUGAGUUGCUGAUAUGAGUCUGAAUUAAAAGCAUCAUGUUUAUCUGCAUUCACAUUCGCUUUAUUGCACUAUCAGUGCAUUGAACGAGUCUUACUGAACGUACACGCGUUGACAAUCACAUCAGUUAAAUGAAAGCGUUCCCCGCAUUGCAGUGGUCCGCCUCUAUUUAGUUAUUUCUAUUCGCGAUAUAUUCUGCGCUGAACGCAUUAAAUCACAGGCAGUGUUACGUAAUUUAUUCCACAAGUACAUCAGUGCAUAUCCGUUUGUGAAUGUACGUGUGUGAUAGGAAGAAUUACUUGAUAAGAUUAACAGAAAAAGAAACGGAUAAGAUUAAUAAGAAGGAUGUUUUAUUGUGAUAUUGUGUUGAUAUUAAAAAGAUUAUCGAUAUUGAAUCAUAUUAACUUAUUUCAUACGUGCUACUAAAAGUUAAAGUUAAAAAUUUCCAAUCUUUAUGAUAUAUAGCUUUACUGAUACCAGUACAAUCUUGGAUGAUUUGUUUUUUUUCCGUUGUGUAUGAAUAGUCAAUGCAAAAAAAAAAUGCUUUCUUCAUUUAAUUCGGUUUCGCGAUGUGCUGCGUCCAAAAUUUUGAAAUUUCAUUUAAACCACUCACGAUGUUUCUCCAUGCUGCGUUCUAAUCAUAAAGAAAAACGUCAGAUUCAAAGAUCGAAUAUCCAAGCAAGGGUCAAUUUUUCUCAUGCAAUCAAAGCCGCUCACAUGUACAAUCCCGGCGAAUCUCCUAUAACAGACAAAACCAUCGGACAGUUAUUAGAUGAGGCAGUUACGAUGUGGCCUGAACGGACUUCUCUUGUUUCAAUUCCUCAAAAUAUUCGUUUGACAUUCACUCAGCUUCUUCGACGGGUCGACUCGUUGGCCGCGGGUCUCAAAAAGCUAGGCUUAAAAAAGGGUGAUCGACUGGGCCUCUGGGGUCCGAAUGAUGUAGAAUGGUUUAUAACUUUUUUUAGUGCAGCAAGGUUGGGAUUAAUCGUCGUCGCGAUUAAUCCCGCUUAUCAGCAGAACGAAUUAGUGUACUGUUUGCAAAAAGUUGGCGUAAAGGCGAUUAUCUCGCCCGACAAAUUCAAAACGCAAAAUUAUCCAAAGAUGUUGCUCGCCGCCAAGGAAGUGUGCCCUACUUUGGAACAUAUUAUCAUUUAUUCACCUGAUCAUGUGACCGGUACGCGUCGUUUUGCCGACGUUGAAGUUUCGGCAACGACAGCGGAAGUGGAUGCGAUCGCCGCCGAGCAGGACAAAAUAUCGUGCAAUGACGGAUGCAGUAUACAGUUCACGUCGGGUUCCACCGGAAGGUCCAAAGCUACGCUCAUCUCGCACAAAAGUCUCGUAAACAACAGCAAAGAGGCUGCGCGAAGGGCGAAGAUAACUAUCGAGAACAAAAUAUGUUUAAACAUGCCGCUAUUCCACGCAUUUGGUUUGGUAAUGGGUCAAGUGCUCAUCCUUCACAAGGGAAACGCCGUGGUCAUAGAAGAACGCUCCUUCAAUCCAGUAAAAACCUUGAAGGCGAUAGCGCAAGAAAAGUGUGCCAUAACAUACGGAACGCCAACUAUGUGGGUGAACUUAAUCGAGGCACAGCAACGAUUGCAGCUACCGAUGGACAGUCUUCAGGCAGGAAUUACCGGUGGUGCACCUGCGUCUUCUGAACUCUUCAAGCGAAUUCGAGGCUUGCUCGGCUUCAACGAUAUGAUGAGCAUAUAUGGCCUCACAGAAACAACGGCUGUAGUAUUUCAAUCAUUGCGUGGAGAGGAUUGGCACCUUUCGGAGAGCACUGUGGGACAUUUGGGAAAUCAUUGUGAAGCGAUGAUCGUCGAUAAAAACAACUUGCCCGUUCCUUUUGGAAAAUCUGGUGAACUUUGGAUUCGCUCGUAUUGUAAUAUGUUGUGUUACUGGAACGACGAAGAAAUCACAAAGAGGACCUUGACGGAGGACGGUUGGUUAAAAACGGGCGAUCAGGCUGUUUUAGAGGAAAACGGAUACGCUACCAUAGUCGGGAGACUUAAAGAUAUGCUUAUUAGAGGAGGAGAAAAUAUUUUCCCUAGGGAAAUUGAAGAUUUCCUGAUGACUCAUCCCAAAAUAGCACAGGCGCAAGUUAUAGGGGCAUAUGAUGAGGUCUACGGAGAAGAAGUUUGUGCAUGUAUUCAACUUCGCGAGAAUGCUACAAUGACGAAGAACGAGCUAACGGACUAUUGUAAAGGCAAAAUAGCGCAUUUUAAAAUACCGCGUUACGUAAAGUUCGUAGAUGAAUAUCCAAAGACCACGACCGGAAAAAUUCAGAAAUUCCGUCUGAAAGAACAAAUGGAAGACAGCGGUGUGAUACCGGCAAGUCCAAAACAUUCGUAAUAAUUAUGGACAAUAGUGAUAAAAUUUUGUAAAAAAUCUAGUGAUAGAAAUUAUAAAUUGUAUAAUUAUUAUUGCGCGAGUUUACAUAAAUUAUAUAAUUUACAAGUCUAGGAAUUAUAUGUCUAUUAAUUGUGUAACUAAUAGAUAUUAUAAAACAUUGUAAAAAUUAUA